AAAAAAGAUGAAUUCUGAAGACUGCUCUAUAACGGAGACCAGCUCUUCACAUCUGGAGAGAGGGCAAAAGGAUCACGGCACCAGUAUACAUUUUGAGAAGCAUCAUGAAGGAUCCAUUCAAGUUCCUAUCCCUUGUGCUGUGUUUACUGUCUUCAUCAUCACUUCCUUAAUUAUAGCUCUCGUUGCCUUGAGUGUGGGCCAGUACAAUUGCCCAGGCUUGUAUCAGAAUUUGGCAUCAUUGGACCACCGUGUUGCUUCCUGCCAGGACGAGUGGGUUGCAUACCAGAGGAAAUGCUACUUUUUCUCCACCGCAACCAGCAGCUGGGCCUUGGCCCAAAACUCUUGUUCUCGAGAUGAUGCUACACUCGCUGUUAUUGAUUCCGAAAAGGACAUGAUAUUUCUGAAGCGACAUGCUGGAAGACAGGAACACUGGAUUGGAUUGAAAAAUGAAGUUAAUCAGACAUGGAAAUGGGCAAAUGGCAAAGAAUUUAACAGAUGGUUCAACCUGACGGGGUCUGAGAGGUGCGUGUCUCUAAACAGCACAGACAUUGCUACUGAGGACUGUGAGAAGAACUUACACUGGGUCUGUAGCAAGCCCUCCAGAUGA
Molecule: messenger RNA, 607 nt
Organism: Microtus ochrogaster (prairie vole)
Lineage: Eukaryota; Metazoa; Chordata; Mammalia; Rodentia; Cricetidae
Product: early activation antigen CD69
Source: RefSeq, a predicted model, not a curated record